GGUUCAUCGGGGAGUGUGCGGGGGACACCCCCCACCCCGGAGACUGGUGCCUCCUGGGUCUGGGGGGGCAUCCAGGGUCCCCCUGCACCCAAUCGCUGAGCUGGCGGAGCAUGGAAGGGGUCCCCCGUGUGCUUGGCUGUAGACCUAGAAGUGGACAGAAAGUACCUCCAGUCCACUUCUGGGUCUGUCACUAAACACACAGAGGGUCUCCCUGCACUCCUGUGUGAGGCUCCAUCCACCCCAGCAUCAUAGCAUUUAUGAGCCGCACCUGAUAUCUCGAGGCAAGGUCAGCUCCUAGACUACUGCACCAGGCAACACAGUUUGAGGAGAAGCUAAUCUGCUACCAUAGACAUUACACAUGCACUGCUUCACAGGAGGGACAUGGGGCAGCCCUCAGUGGACCCUUACCCCUCUGGCACCAGCCAGUACACCCAGUUCCAGCACAGGUUUGUGGCACCCUUCCAGAGCCUCCCGCUGGAUACACCCAUCCACAACUUUAAACCAGGUGACCAAGUCCUGGUACAGAGGUGGAAAAAGGAUCCCCUCGCAGUACGGUGGGAAGGACCAUUCCAGGUGUUGUUGACUACAAACACGGCUGUUCGUCUAGCAAACAACGACAAGUGGACUCAUUGCUCAAGGAUAAAGGCCUUUCGUCAAGAGGACGUCAACUCCCAGGGUGUAAUCACUCCGGAAGCUGAGAACACCCGGGAACAAGAAGCCAGCCAAUGGAAAAGCGAACCAGUAGGGGAUUUAAAAUUACGCUUGCAAAGAUGUGGACCUUAACCUAUUGGUUGACACUCUUGUCUCUUUUAGAUACAUCCAACCCAGCGGUUGUGUCUCACUGUUGCAAAUGUGAGAAACGGGGCGACACUCUUCCCUUCACUGUGGCCUCCUACGAACAGGCUAAAAGGUCCUUAAUUUCUAAAGCCUACUUAUUUCCCAUCUCUUACUGCUGCCCUCAGCAAGAGAUUAUGAUAGAAUUUGUAGUCACCAUAGGCCACGGCCACAAAGUUAGGUGUGUCAAGAUGAACCAGGCACUCUGGAAGGCAAUCCUCAAAUAUCAACCUUCAAGUCUCCAGCCUGUUCCCAACAACCUAAGUGGCCCCCCAGUUAUCGCCAUUUCAAAACGUGGGGGACCACCUAUAAACCCAUGGGCGGGAAAUUCCUGGGUAACCCUCCUCAGGGAUUCGGCCCCGGCGUUAACCAAUCACAGUUGCAUUUUGUGUGCGCUUACUCCUACUUCUAGUGAGGAAGGAGUCCCCUUUGUACCCAUCCCCCUCAAUAAGACAGGCAUACUAUCGGAUUGGGGCUUUGACCGUCAGUUCAAUUUCUCCGGUCGGUACGAUGGUUCAGAAAGACUUAGAGUGAUAAAAAGUAGGGGCUCUGUAUGUAUUUCUCAAAAGGGAGGGGGAUUCAAAGUAGGGGAAUCAAAAUGCCAAGAUACUUGGACUUCUGCACAAGCGGCCCCUCGAGAGGGCCCCUGGAAAUGUAGUAGUGCCUCAUUCAAUACACAUAAAAAUUGUGCCUGCCUAUGGGCACUCUUCAACUACAACUUCCGAUAUUCCAUUCGGGGUAAGCAUACAUUUGUUUGGCGGAACUGCUCCGUGUCUCUACUAAAAGGUACCCAAAGAGGUUCAUUAACUUUAGAUUUAAUGUCCUCCCGCUCUAGUAUCACCAAUAAAGCCUGUGGGCUACGGUGGAUUUGCGGGCAGUGGGCAUAUAGACAACUUCCCUCUAAUUGGACUGGGACUUGUUAUUUAGGAGCUUUGAUUCCCGGUGUUUGGAUGACACAGUCUACAGCCGCUGGUAUUAAGACAAUACCUCCCAAUACUUACCGUGCUAAACGCAGCAUUGAUAACUCCUUCGAGAAUAUAGCCAAAGGUGGAAGCCAAAAAUGGGGUGACGAUGAAUGGCCAGCAGAAAGGAUUAUUAAGUACUAUGGUCCCGCAACUUGGGAACCGAACGUAGUUGGUAGAGAGCCCACGUACUUAACCAACCUCAUCGUAAGACUCCAAGCCGUAGUAGAGAUAGUUACCAACAAAACAGCCGCAGCCCUACGCCUGAUCGGCGAUCAGCUCACUCAGCUAUGCACUACGGUACUACAAAACAGGUUAGCUCUUGACUAUAUACUGGCCAGUGAAGGACGAGUGUGCAAGAAGUUAAAUUUGUCCGAUUGCUGUGUCGAAAUUGAUGAUAAUGGGGAAUUAAUAAAAGCCUUGGCAGAUGACAUGGAAAAGGUAGCACACGUUCCGGUCCAAAAAUGGAAUGGGUGGAGAUUUGAUUGGUUUUUAAACUGGUUUCCCCAGCUUGGAUGGUUAAAGGGGGGUAUAAUGGCUUUCUGUCUACUAAUAUCGGGGCUCUGUCUGCUUCCCUGUAUAUUACCCUGCAUGAUGUCCAUUGUAAAACAAACUGCUCGGUCGGUCGCUAAUCAUGAAAUGCUUAUAUGUUAUCAGACGCUAGCCCUCACUGAGGAUUCUUAAAAUUUAUAGAGCUAGAAAGCAUCUUUGAGGGGGGAGUUGUAGUACAAAUAUGCUAGAUUUUAUGCUUAACUUUAGACCUAAUGCUCUAUUUUGGCAAAUGUGCUUCUGUAUCCAGUAUGGCUUGCAAGUAGAUUCUGCAUAUAAGUUAAGGCCUGCUUAACUUUUAGAACUAGCACAGUGACCUAGAGUUACAUGAAGACAGGGGGCUACUAAAGGGCACCAAGUUUACCGCAGUACCCCUGUGCAAAACACGCAGGUGCAACAUAUCCCAUAAUAAGUUGAGCAUAGCUACCUUUGAACUUUGACAUCCUGUGGAAACUUAGAUAUGAUCAUGGAAACUGUGAUGUCUUGAAUAGAAGCUUGUAGAAAGUGUAAAACAGCCAAUAAAUGCAUAGGUCACAGCAUGCCACGGUUUUUUGUUUAGGUAAGCUAUAAAAGACCCCCGGACCGUACCCCGGGGUCGACUCUGCUUUGGGUUACUUAACCCCUUUGUCGAUCGAUUGCGCAAUCAAUAAACUUAUAACGGACCUAG
Alligator mississippiensis (American alligator) is the source of this 3012-nucleotide messenger RNA. RefSeq lists its product as uncharacterized. Bases 726 to 2480 code for a protein of 584 amino acids. NCBI's taxonomy places the organism in Eukaryota, Metazoa, Chordata, Crocodylia, Alligatoridae. The transcript is spliced from 5 exons. The record is from RefSeq and is a predicted model, not a curated record.